AUGCAAAUUGAUGUCCACAACAAAGAUCAACAAAAUUUGACAUUUCAAACAACGGAACCGUUAAAUGUGACAAAUAAUUAUACCUUAAAUAUAUUAAGUGGUGAUAAUACUAGCCAUUUAACAGUUGAAAAUUGUAAUACAAAUGAAACAAUUACUCGAAGUAAUAAUAAUUGUUCGGUAAUUCAUAAAAGCAAUCAAAUUAAUGAUCAAAUUAAUGAUCAAAUUAAUGAUCAAAUUAAUGAUCAAAUUAAUGAUCAAAUUAAUGAUCAAAUAGCUAUAUAUUCAAACAAAUGGUUAACUAGUCGUCAAAUUGACACUAAUUGUCCCGUUUGUGAUAAACAACUUAAGAAAUCAUAUCUUAAAGAUCACAUGAAAAUUCAUGAAAAUCACAGACCAUAUGAGUGUCUCAUCUGUGGAAAGACAUACAGAUGGCCAUCACUUUUGAGAAACCAUAAAAAGACACAUUUAAGUGACAAUCCAUUCACUUGUCAUAUCUGUAACCUUCGCAUGUCAUCCAAGUUUUCAGUCCAACAACACAUCCUUAAAAUGCAUGGAAAUGAAGACAAAAAAUAUGAAUGCAAUAAAUGUGACAAAAAAUAUGCGACAAAACAUCAGCUAAAAGCUCAUCAUAAGUAUCACACAGAAGAUAUGACACGACAAUGUGAAUAUUGUGGUAAAGUCUAUAAACAUAAGACAUCGCUUGAACGACAUCGACGGUUACAUAAAGGAGAACAUAAUAGUCAGGAUCUGAGACUCAAAUGUUCGGUCUGUGGACUCAUUUGUCACAACAAAACCCAUUAUACGGCACAUCAACGCAUUCACACCGGUGAAAAACCAUUUGUAUGUCUAGAUUGUGGUAAAUCAUUUCGUCAGAUCGCACCAUUAAAUGUGCAUAAGAUAGUACACACAGAGUUAAGACCAUAUAAGUGUAAUAAAUGUGAUCAGACUUUUAGGUGUCGGUCUAAUCUUCAGUUACAUUUGGAUCACCAUUUGGGACACAAAAGACAUACUUGUUCACAUUGCGAUCGCAAGUUCUUCUCCUAUCCUAAUCUGUUAAAACACAUCCGUCGCAAUCAUUUGGGUUUACGACCUUUUAAAUGUCAUUUGUGUCAAAACAAGAGUUUCUGUGAGAAACAAGAACUGCAAAAUCAUCUGAAAGUUCAUUCAGACAUCGAUUAUAGAGAUAAACUAAUUGAAGAUCUUAUACCAUAA
Oppia nitens is the source of this 1212-nucleotide messenger RNA. RefSeq names its product zinc finger protein OZF-like. NCBI's taxonomy places the organism in Eukaryota, Metazoa, Arthropoda, Arachnida, Sarcoptiformes, Oppiidae. The transcript is spliced from 7 exons. Gene Ontology annotation, molecular function: RNA polymerase II cis-regulatory region sequence-specific DNA binding; DNA-binding transcription activator activity, RNA polymerase II-specific. Gene Ontology annotation, cellular component: nucleus. The record is from RefSeq and is a predicted model, not a curated record. Gene Ontology annotation, biological process: regulation of transcription by RNA polymerase II. The coding region runs from base 1 to 1212 and encodes 403 amino acids.